GCUCUUCUGAUGUUUUGUUAUGAUUCGGGUGCUGUCGCUUCCAAUGUAUUGAAAUUUCCUGUCAAGACGCCCUUAUCAAAUUCCAUUCGUGUAUAUUUCACGGGACGUGUUUCAGUGAAAGUGUCGGUUCAAUUAGAGCUUCUGUGGAAUUUUCGUGUUUGCAUGAAAUUCGUUAUCAAGCCGAGUAAUUAGGUCAAUAGCCGCUCUUACUUUUGAUCUCGCCGUGGUUUUUCUCAUUUUCCGAAGGAUUUCCAUCAUCAGGAUAUUAUCCCUCAGCUGCCAACCAGAUGAUGUGAAGAUCUCGGCCUGGAGUGGGAUAGUGGAGCUUGCGGUGGGCUCUCGGGAGUGCGUGGGCGGGCGCGGGCGCGGUGAAGGCGGCCGUGGGGACGGGGCCACGGAGGCCGGAGCCACGCUUCAAGCGGAGACUGCGACGCUGGUGGUUCACCGUGGAGAAGCGGGAGCCGACCGCGGAUGAAGGCGACCCCGGUGACGUCAUCGAGUUCCCCUCCGCCCCCGGCCCCGGCCCCGCCACCGAGACCGGAAAUGGCGCCGGAAGCCCCGCGCCGGCGGCGCCCGUCCAGUUCGACGAGGCCGUCGGCGGGGUGGGCGUCGGAGUGGGCCGCGGGGGUGACUACGUGAACCAGCUGGUCGUGGCCAGCGCCGUCCAGCGCGGGGGUGGCGCCGAGGGGCCCGGCCCGCCCGCCGGCGACUUCUUAAGGGCCGCGUGCGCCGACAGGGUCCUCGACUCGGACGGUCGGGUGACCGCCCUCUGGAUCAACCUCAGGUGGAACCUCUCCGCAAGCCGCCAUCAGCUCAGCGCCGACGAUUGGAUUGGACUCUAUCCUCUAGGCGAGAAUGACGCUGAAAAAUCCCUAAGACGCCAUACCAAGAACUUGGGAUGUAACGAAGGAGCAACCAUGUGGCUUAUGGACUACCCACAACAGACGCAAUCCUUAAAACAAGACUGCGGGAAUCUGCUGUGCUUCCGGUACUACAGCGGUCUGAGCCUGUCAUGCCUAGCCCAGUCGGAGCCGAUUGACCUGGACUCGGUGUACAAGCUCGCGUUGCCCAAGGACAAGGACAAUGUAGCCGGGAACCGGAACAACAACCACAACCACAUCAACCACCAGCAGCACCACAGCCAGAGCAACAUCUACGUCUCGAGCAACAACCUGCACAGCAAAGAGCUCUCGGCCAAGCGAACCUACCUCAAGAGAUCCGAUGAGCCGAUGAAGAUCCACCCGGCCCCGGACUCGCCGCCCGCGCCCCAGUCACAAGCACCGCCCGCGGCUCCGGCCCCGCCCGCCCAGGGCAGCUCCGAGAGCGAGUCGGACAAUGAGAACCUCAUCAAGUCGAGCAAGAAGGGCUGGCGACUCCUCCGCAAGAAGAACAAGCGGACGAGCCCCGGCCCGGAGAUCCAGCUCCCCAACGGCGAGGCCGCCUCCGACUCGGACUCGAAGCACUCCCGCAAGGAGCUCAUCACGUGGAACUCCCACGAGACCCGCUGCCAGCUGACCAAGGACCCGAGCUCCGAGUACUACCCCAUCUGGAUCAACAACAACGACCAGAGCGUCAAGAACGAGAACCACGAGAACGGCUACGAGACGCUCUACCCCUCGGAGGAACCGCCGCCCCUCCCGCCGCGCACCUUCUCCCCGCGGCACCGCCCCCUCGAGCGCUCCAAGGCCAUCCAGCCGCCGCCCCCUCCCCCGCCUCCCCCCGAGGUCUCGCGCAAGCACAAGCCCGUCAAGUACUCGGCCGAUCUCCUCCGACCGUGCCUCCCGCCGAAACCAAAGAAGACCGAGUUCAGCUCCGUUGACGAGCUGUUCAGCCUCUCGAGCAUCGACACGAACAGCUUCGAGGAGCACGCGCCGACGAUAUCCCCGACGCCGGGCUCCGCUCCCCGCCAGGCCCCCCUGGCCACGCCCGAGCUGGAGGAGACGCCGCUGGUCAACCUGGAGUCCAUCCCGAACUCGGUGCUCCUCUCCAGCCCCGAGCUCCUGGACCGCCUCACCUGCCGCCUCGCCACCGCUUCUAGUCAAGAUUGUGAUAUAAGUUUAACGACGGCCGAGGUGCCGGUGCUCAACGGCCACGUCGAGGACCCGGCCCGGGGGACCAACGGGCGGACCAGCGAUAGCGGGGAGUCGGUCCUCUCGCCGGACGGCUGCGCGGCGGCCGACCCGGAGGUGGAGCUAGUCAACGGGACCGACGAGGACUCCGGCGGGAGCGUCCGUCGGGAGGUCGAGUCCCUCAACUCCUCGAGCGCCGAGUCCGUCGAGUCCGCCGAGUCCAUCCCUGGACUGGAACCCGUGUCCCUCUCCACGCCGCUCGAGCCGCCACUUCGCGCCCACAAGCCUCUCUCGCGGCAGGUGAGCCAUCCUCCGGACAGCACGGCGAUCAAGUACCGGGAGAACCUGCUGUCUCGGCCGCAGAACAAGCUGCUGUCCCGGAUAGCGGGCGGGCCGCCCUCGCCAACGCCGAGCGGGGGAACGCCGCCCCGCGCGGUGCGCCCCUCCCUGCUCCCGCGCAACGUGGCCGUCAACGGGGAGGGCCCCAGCUGCAGCGCCGCCCCCGGGGGGACGAGCCCCGACCGGGACGCCCCCGCCUUCACCGGGCCCCUCCCCCUCCGCCACAUCCACACCACGCGGUUGCCCUCCAUCCCGGAACGCGCCAGGAGCCACCGCGCCGAGCUACCCGCCGACGAGGAACCCCUUCCGCCUUACUGGGAAGCUCGCAUCGACAGUCAUGGGCGAGUUUUCUACAUUGAUCAUGUGAAUCGAACGACCACCUGGCAGCGACCUACACAGAGCAGCACGUCACGAGUCCGUCCAGUCAACAACGACCUUCAACGACAGCAGCUUCUUGACCGGAGAUACCAGAGCAUUCGAAGGACGAUCACCUCACGAGCUGCUUUGGACGAUGGCGGGAGCAGUAGCGGGAGCCCGAGCACGAGUGCCGAAGGGAUGGAGACGUCGCAGUCACCCUCCCAGUCGACGUCAGCCGACAGCAGUUGCAGCAGCAGUAGCAGUGGUAGUGGCAGUGGGAGCGGGAGUGAACUCACCUUCAACCAACCGCCAGCCCUCAAGUUCCUUGCCCGACCUGACUUCUUCUCCGUCCUACAUAUGAACACUGACGCAUUAACUUUAUACAACCGCAACAGUUCUUUGAAACAUAUGAUUUCAAAAAUCAGGAGGGAUCCCAGUGCGUUUAGCAGAUACCAACACAACCGUGAUCUGGUCGCUCUGGUGAAUAUUUUUGCAGAAAAUUCACGGGAACUACCUCGUGGCUGGGAAGCUAAAUGUGAUAAAAAUGGAAAGCAAUUUUUUAUUGACCACACAAGCAAAACGACUACAUUUAUUGAUCCGCGUGUCCCUACGGAAGCUCCGUAUUUAUGUCCAUUAAAAUUAUGGUCAAGCCCUCUUGGUGGAGCACGAAGACGUAGCCCAAGUGUCGGCGACCAAGAUAUGUCCUUAUCCAAAAGUCCAGUUGCUCCGGUUCCUCCUCCUCGUUCGCCUGCUCCUGGAGCUGUGUCUCGCCUGCAGCCAGAAAUACCAACUGCCUACAACGACAAAGUAGUCGCAUUCCUCCGUCAGCCAAACAUCAUCGACAUCCUCCGAGAGAGACAUUCACCCCUCGGCUCAAACCAGGGCCUCCGUGAUAAAGUGAAUGCUGUGCGUGUGGAAGGAACUGCCGCUCUGGAUAGGUUAAGCGAUGACAUCGAUCUGACAAUCCUUCUAAGUCUCUUCGAACAUGAGAUUAUGAGCUAUGUGCCGGCUAGCCGGCCUGCUUCUCCGCGUGGAUCGCCUCACGCAUCGCCUGGUCUCCCCAGGGCCAAUAUCAACAUCCGAGCGCCCGCCCCACAUCGCAGGGACUUCGAGGCCAAACUCCGCAACUUUUACAAGGUCCUCGAAUCCAAAGGCUACGGACAGGGACCCGGAAAACUCAAAUUGCAUAUUCGUCGCGACCAUUUGUUAGAAGACGCCUUCAACAAAAUAAUGUGUGCAAGCAAGAAAGACUUGCAAAAGUGCAAGCUGUACGCCCAGUUCGACCAUGAAGAAGGUCUGGAUUAUGGUGGACCCUCUCGAGAAUUCUUUUUCCUCCUCUCUCGGGAACUUUUCAACCCUUACUACGGGCUCUUCGAGUACUCUGCGAAUGAUACCUACACCGUGCAAGUCUCCCCUAUGUCAGCAUUUGUAGAUAAUCAACAUGAAUGGUUUAGGUUUAGUGGCCGUGUCUUAGGUUUGGCGUUGGUGCAUCAAUACCUACUGGAUGUAUUUUUCACACGUCCUUUCUAUAAAGCUCUCCUCAGAAUGCCAAUGUCGCUGAGUGACCUGGAAUCCCUAGAUAGCGAGUUCCAUCAGUCAUUGCUGUGGAUCAAAGAGCGUGAUAUAUCAAAUGAAGUCUUAGACCUGACAUUUGCUGUCACUGAGGAAGUCUUUGGACAGCCUGUAGAAAGAGAGCUCAAAGCUGGAGGAAGGAAUAUACCAGUCACUGAAAAAAAUAAGAAAGAAUACAUCGAGCGCAUCGUGAGGUGGCGACUUGAGCGUGGUGUUGCAGAACAGACUGAGUCUCUUGUCCGUGGUUUCUACGAAGUGGUCAAUCCAAGGCUAGUUUCAGUAUUCGAUGCAAGAGAACUAGAACUCGUAAUAGCUGGCACAGCUGAAAUUGAUUUGAUAGACUGGAGGAAUAAUACUGAAUACCGCUCAGGUUAUCACGAUAGUCACGCUGUUAUCCAAUGGUUCUGGUGUGCCAUCGAAAGGUUUUCCAAUGAACAACGUCUUAGGCUUUUACAAUUUGUCACGGGAACAUCUAGUGUGCCCUACGAAGGUUUCUCGGCACUCAGGGGUUCGACCGGUCCCAGGAAGUUUUGCAUAGAGAAAUGGGGCAAACCAAAUAGUUUACCAAGAGCUCACACGUGCUUCAAUCGUUUGGAUCUGCCUCCAUAUCCUACGCCUGAGACGCUCUACGAAAAAUUGUUACUAGCUGUAGAAGAAACAAAUACAUUCGGCAUCGAGUGAUCUACCCACGACUUGUCCGGAUUUACCUCCACAGUCCUCCUAGUCGCACAAUAACUUAUGUCGAGCAGUUUUCCAAUUUUUUUAUGGACGAUUUUUAAAUUUUACAUGUUAUAAAUUUUAAGCUAAUCCUAUUGGUUUUAAGCCUAGCUUGUAGUUUUUUCACUCAUUUAAUGUUUUUAGGCUGCAAGCAAGUGUAGUGCCAAACUCAAGCAUCGUCAAAGAUGGUCAAGGACAAACUUAUCUAUUCCUGAGCGAAGCAUCUUCGAAUAUUUUCACUCUUGAACUCUUGAGUUUGCCUCAUGAAAUUCCCUUUCAGAUAUAUUAUAGAAAAUUAAGUGCACUUCCUCAAUGCUACUGUAAUUUUUGGUAGUGUGUCUCCUCCAAAAUUUACUCCUCUCUUCAGUGAAAUCAAGUCGGCCACUGAGUUCCAUUGUGAUUUUUAAGCACUCCUCUAGUUAUUAUCCUUAAUUUAUUCAUCCUUUUAUAUUAUAGGAUUUCAGAGGAAUCAUGAAUGUCAAAGUUUCAUCGUCUUACAUUGAAUCAACUUGCAAAUGACAACUGAAAAAUUCCUUAAAUGUCCGGCAGAAGUCCAACUUCUGUGUCAGGUACUCCAUAAUCUUUGGUCCCAUUGUACUGCACAAUUCUCAGAGCAUUUGAACAUUAGUAUGCAGAGCAGAGUGAUUUUUUUUUUAUUUUGCUAUUUGCUCUGUUGUUACCAUCAAUAUUGGAACAAAAACUAUUCAAUUUUUCUUAAGAUUGCCUGUUUAUUUUGCUCCAAAUUUUGUUUUGAAAACGGUGAACACCACUUGUCAGAGACCUCUAUAUCGCUUAAGUUUUUGUGUUUUUUCAACAAACUAUUUUUACAACUUUUUUAUUGGAUUGCUCUGUUUUAAUUUUGACCGGACAUAAAAAUUGAUAAAAAUCUUAAAGUCUUGGAAUCAUGAAUAUGCAAACUCAUCAGUUUUUCACGUUUGCACAAAUGAAUAAUUGUUCUGCUCAAAUCAUUUUCGAUCAUGCCCUCCAAGUGCCUAUUCCCUGAUUCUUACCGAUUAAUAGCCUUCUCAAUUUAUGGGAGAAGCUAUCGAACCUUAAUUAUGGGUGCCUUGAUUUUAGCUGUGCUUGAAAUCUGCUCAUUUCAAGGUUAUAAUGUGUGUUACUUAUUUUUUUGUAAAUUUUGUACUUUUCUGAAUUUUUGAGAUGUGAGUCUAUAAUGUGGCCUGGUACAGCUGAAUAGAGGGGACUUUUCUCAAUUUAAAUACAUAGUAAAAAUUGCUAAAAUUAAAAUAAAUGAAAACUGUAGGUUUUCAAUCUAAGAAUAUCCAAUUUUCAUUCAUUUUUAUGGCGUCCUGAAUGAUGUCAUGUCCGCCAAGAAACUUUUCCAUGUAACAAAUUUAAUUUUUGUCAAUUUCGUCUUGUAAAGACUCAGAUCUUUUCAAAAUGUCCUAUUCAAGUUUCAUUUAACUCCCUAGAUGCUCUCUAAGGCUAUUGAUAGCAGCAAAUCAAGUGUUAAAGAUAUUGUAAUUUUUAAACCUAAAUCUUACCAUAGAUAUAUUACUUUCCAUGUUUGAGCUGUGACACUUAACAGUUUUUUCCGUGAGAGAUCAAACUGGUAUUUUUUAGGAAAGCUUUCAGAAAAAUGUAAAAGCUUUCACCGAAAACUUGUUUCUUACAUUGGUUUCUUAAUGGUUGUUCUCAGAGUGUCAUUCCAUUUGCAACUUUCAAUCAAUUUUUUCAUUCUUAAAUGGUAAUGUUCAAACAGUCUAUCUUUGAAACAUAAAACUAGAACUGGCAUGUACCCUGCAAAAUGAGAGAGAUAAAUAUGAGUGAAAAUCAUCGAUGCCACAGUCAAGCUUUGAGAUUUUCCAGUAUCACCGUAAUAUUUUCUCAAGCUGUUACUCAGGUACGUAGGAGAUUGGAAUCCAGUUAUCCAUCACAUAUUACAUUACGUGAAUCAAAAUUACUUGAUUUAGAAGUUCUGUUCAGUGUGCAGCCUACACAACAACUCUCAUACAUUACACAAUCCCAGCAAAAUGGUUUUGCUCGGAAUUGCAUUUUACCAUGCCAUAGAUUUUGUCAUUAUUGCAUGACCUUCAGUCAAUCCGUAUUUUCAUGCUGUUUUGUUGCCUUAUUGCUAAAACAACUUGUGAUUUUUCUAAAUUAUUGUCAGCUGCAGUUACCAAUUCUGCGUUCUCACAUGCAAAAAUCUCCGUCCUGCUAUUGAGAAAUUUUAGCCUCAGGGCUUCUUCAGCUCCAUAGUAGCAAUGAGUAGCACUGCAACCAUUAUGAGCUUAAGAUUAUUAUGUGCCAGGGUAAUUGCUUCUGUUAUUCAACCCGGUUUUUGUAAUUUUUUGUGAAUUCUAGUUUUUCAAUGAGUCAAACCUCAAAUUGAUUCCAACACAUUCUAUCAAGUACACAACCAAAACCUUGCAGUAGGUUCACCUCGUGCCUGGACGAAAUAUGUCGAGUUUAUUCGCAAUGCCCUUGGAUUUCUACACCAAUCACAAAAAAAUUACUGAAGUUGCCUUUCUAAAUUCUUAUUUUGUGAGUUUGAUUUUAAAUCUAUGUGCAGUAUUGAGCACACAUUUUAACAAGUAAAAGGAAUUUUAAGUGGAAGAAUAAUUCCAAGGUUCUGUCUUUCUCAGCACUGUUCGGCAGGUCACGCAAACAUAUAGCAGAGGAGAACUAUCAAUAUAUUAUCCCCACCUACUCUCCGUUUUUAUCAUGUCAUGAUGUUAAUUCAAUAAAGUUAUGUUAAAGUAGUCGGUAAUAGCAGAGGAGUGACAAGAGGUUUGCUGUUCCAUUUUGGCACCAAAGCUGAUGGAAGAGUCAAGACAGUAUACAUUCCGUCUUGAUCUAGAAGCCAGCCAACUUGUUUGGCGUCAAGACCAUAGGAUUGCUUUCACCUUGUUGCUCCUACAAGGGUAUCGAGUAUUUAUUUACUCAUUUUGUAUUCUAAUGUGAAAAGGGUGAGUCCUGGUUGUUGCUCAAUUUUAUAAAAAUUUUAACCCUAAACUAAAGAGCGCUUGUAGGUAAUGAAACCUGACUCUUUUCAGAUUGAAUGAUUGUAUGCAAGUCGAACCAUUUCAAAAAUUUUUUGUUGCAACCAUUUCGUUGAAUUUCUCCAUUGAAACUAGAGGAUUUAUCCCUUGUAUCGAGAUCCCAGCAGUUUUCAAAUUGGCUACAUGCUAUGAGUUCAAUUGACUCAAAAUGAAGUUUCUGAAACUGAAACAUGUUUCAGUAGUGUCUCAUUUCAAUUUAAUCUUAUUUGUCCAAUUCUGGCUUGGCCAAAGUCUAUAGAUCAUUUGUUCUCCCAAAAGUAACCAAAAGAUGCAGCUGAUAAAAGAGCUUUUGUAAUCUGCAUUUAAAGCUAGAUUUUAAAAUGUAAUGAAUUGUUACAAUUGCUGGAAAUUUCUUCAUUACCCUCCUAGAGCGUACUUAUCUGUGUAAACACCAUCUUUGCAGUUGCUUUGAAAUUACGCUUUGUUAGUUGUUACUAGGAGCCCAAAAGCAACACAAUAUUUCCUUUUGGGCAUCAGUGAACCUGUUUGAAUUUUUACUUUUUACAAUUUACCUCCAAGAUCGGGAAUUGAAGAAUUGCCAGAUUUAUUAUCCACACCUCCCUUGUUUACUAAAUUGGGUCAUCUUAAACCUAGUAAUCUAUGCAAGAUUACUAGCAAAUCUUACUCAAGAACUAGGAUUAUCUUGUGAUGGGUUAUCGCAUUUUUCAUUUUAUUGCUUUUAUCUGUAAGAAUCAUGAUAGAAAAUUGCCUCAGUUUUAUCCCUGCAAUCAGCAAUGCUCAAUCUGUGGUGAAACCUGAGUGUUAAAACAUCAAAAAAAUUUUUUUUUUCAAACAUCAGCUUUCAAAUAACCUCCAUUUUAACGUGCAGUGCAGGUUUUCUUAAAUUAUAUGAAUGCUUUUGAUCCAAUUUUCUGAACGUUUGAUUCCUUAAAAUCGGGACUUUAAUCUUUGAAAUCUUGUCGUUUCAAUUUUUUUUUCUUUUUUUUGGGCAUACCUGCUUACUAUGUCUUAGUUACAUGUUGAAAGAAGAAUUCUAGUCAUAGUGUAAUGAUGUAAAAUAUUAGAGGUAAGUGUUUGUUAAAAUCCAUUAUGUAACAAAGUAGGACAAAAAAGCGAAUAAGGAAACCAUAAUGAAAAAAUUAUGUACAGCUCGUACUAUUUAUCUGUUGAAUUAGUGUCUACAAAAUUAUCCCUGUCUGUUGUAAAAUAUUUCCUAUUUAUUUGUUGCUGACCCAUUUCAUUGGUUUAUUCCUGUAAUAUUACGAUCGCCUGUUAUAAAGUUUUUACUGUCAAUAUUAAUAGUGCAGUGUUCAUGGCCAGAUUUUUCGUAUGUAUUUAUUGUUUUAUUGUAUGAUAAUAUAUAUAUUUGUUUUUAUAUUAUUAAA
This is a messenger RNA of Bemisia tabaci, 9423 nucleotides long. RefSeq names its product Hecw ubiquitin protein ligase (gene Hecw). Gene Ontology annotation, cellular component: cytoplasm. Lineage: Eukaryota; Metazoa; Arthropoda; Insecta; Hemiptera; Aleyrodidae. Gene Ontology annotation, biological process: regulation of dendrite morphogenesis; ubiquitin-dependent protein catabolic process; protein ubiquitination. Gene Ontology annotation, molecular function: ubiquitin protein ligase activity; protein binding. The record is from RefSeq and is a predicted model, not a curated record.